AUGCGUGCUGUCCCUCUCUUUGAAGCUCUCGCGGCUGGUUGUACCAGCAUCGAAGCUGACAUCCAUCUUUCUACGCAAGCCGAAAGCCGAGAUCUGCUAGUAGGGCAUAACACAAACUCACUCACCCAAGAAAGGACCCUACAGAGUCUAUACAUCGGGCCACUUCUCGAGAUUCUUGAGAACAUAAACGAGCGGAUUACCGUCUCGAAUGACACGGUGAAGGACUGGAAUGGUGUUUUUCAAUCCAGCCCAAGUACUACCUUGACUUUACUUCUAGACUUCAAGUCCGACGGUAUCGAGCUCUGGCCUCAUGUGAUUCAGCAACUCGAGAGUCUUCGCAUCAAAGAUUGGCUCACAUACUGGGACAGUUCAUCUGGGAUACACUGGGCACCAAUCAUCAUCGUAGCGAGCGGCAAUGCCUCUUUCGAUGUCCUCAAAGCUAAUACCACCUACCGCGAUAUCUCAAAUCCUGUAUACAAUAUCACGAACUCCUACUAUGCUAGUACCUCAAUCACCAAAGCUCUGGGAACUCAGUUGCUCUGGAGAUUUAGUUCAGCACAGUUGCAUAGAAUUCGUUCUCAGAUUACUGCUGCAAACGAGAAAGGCUUGAAGGCGAGAUAUUGGAAUACUCCCGCUUGGUCUAUAACUUUUCAGGAUUACAUCACAGGGGUUCUAGUAGAGCAUGGAAUAGGAAUUUUGAACGUGGAUUCCUUUGAAUCUGUAUUAUGUUUUCCUCUGUUGACUAGAUUUGCGCAAAAUCGCCUUGCAUGGUGA
Botrytis byssoidea is the source of this 774-nucleotide messenger RNA. RefSeq lists its product as uncharacterized. The coding region runs from base 1 to 774 and encodes 257 amino acids. Gene Ontology annotation, biological process: lipid metabolic process. NCBI's taxonomy places the organism in Eukaryota, Fungi, Ascomycota, Leotiomycetes, Helotiales, Sclerotiniaceae. Gene Ontology annotation, molecular function: phosphoric diester hydrolase activity. The transcript has a single exon. The record is from RefSeq and is a predicted model, not a curated record.